AUGGGAAAGACGAAGCCCGCCAAGCGCAGCAGCGCAUCAAGUCCAUAUGAGCGACCGAGCAAGAAGGGCGAUUCGAGCGCCAAGAACAACGUCUUCAAGUUCAAUACAAACUUUGGCCAGCAUAUCCUCAAGAAUCCCGGUGUUGCUGACGCAAUCGUCGAGAAAGCCUACUUGAAGCCCACCGAUUCGGUCAUCGAAGUUGGUCCAGGUACAGGCAACAUCACUGUUCGCAUCUUGGAACGUGCCAAGAAGGUCACCGCAAUUGAGUUGGAUAGUAGAAUGGGUGCUGAGCUGAGCAAGCGUGUGCAAGGAACUCCAGAACAGAAAAAGCUUGAGAUUAUGCUCGGAGACGCCAUAAAAAUGCCGUUCCCGCCAGUCGAUGUUUUCAUUAGCAACACUCCAUAUCAAAUUUCCAGUCCUCUUGUCUUCAAGAUCCUCUCUCUUCCCAACCCUCCUCGAACCGCUAUUCUCAUGUUUCAGCGCGAAUUCGCCCUUCGACUGACAGCCCGCCCUGGCGAUGCCCUAUAUUGCCGUCUUUCGGUCAACGCUCAGUUCUGGGCGAAGAUCACCCAUAUCAUGAAGGUUGGCAAGAACAACUUCAGACCCCCACCUCAGGUCGAGUCUUCCGUUGUCCGCAUUGAGCCUAAAAUUGGCAAGGACCGACCAAACGUCAGCUGGGAUGAGUGGGAUGGCCUGCUGCGUGUGUGCUUUGUUCGAAAGAACAAGACCCUGCGCGCAAGCUGGCUGGGCACCAAAGAGGUCCUCUCUAUGGUCGAGCGAAACUACCGCACCUGGUGCGCUAUGAAUGGUAUUCCUGUCGACGAGACCAUCGUCGAGAAUGGGCAGGACGAUAUGGACAUGGAAGGUGCCGAUGAUGGUGAGGAGCUCAAUGGCAUGGACGUUGAUGGGGACGAGGACGCCCCUGAUUUCUUCAAGGAGAUGCAGAGCUCCACGGCGGAUACCAAGACGAAGAGCAAGCGAAAGAAGACAAAGGUGGCUGAGCUUGUGCGAGAGAAGAUUCGAAAGGUUCUUGAGGACGUCACUGAACUUGCUGACAAGCGAUCUGGCAAGUGCGACGAGAAUGACUUCCUUCGUCUUCUGUUCGCUUUCAACGAGGAGGGCAUUCACUUCUCAUGA
Molecule: messenger RNA, 1137 nt
Organism: Fusarium sp. VM40
Lineage: Eukaryota; Fungi; Ascomycota; Sordariomycetes; Hypocreales; Nectriaceae
Source: the annotation of a GenBank genome assembly